GAGUAACGGUGCUGUACGUGUUUCAUGUUGGUUCCGUGUGCGGAAAAUAAACUACAAUAAAUUUGAUUUUGCUGUGUUCUUCCGUUGUGUGUUUGUGUAGACAUUGCACACAUUGGUGCAAUUCGCAUCAAUCAAUGGACUGUUUCGUUGUAUUGUGUGUGCAGCAGUGUUGACGGUGAGCAUACAACAUAACAAACUGUACCGAAAACGAAAAGGAGUGUUGAGGAGGCCUGCAACAGAGCGGAUGCAUGCGUACCGCUUUGUUUCGUUGAGUUGAGUGAGCGAGACGAACAGUAGUAAAUUGCAGCGGUUAGAGCAGGAGUAUCGAUUAAUAAUAAUAUUCACCCCUGCGGGGUACGGACGGUGUGUGUGUGUGUGUUUGUACAGUAGCAGCGAGCAUCGCGUUUGGGAAAAUCGUUUCGACAGGCAGCCAGCAGACAUUCAUUUCUGGGCUGUGUAAACUUUGUGUUAUUCGAUUCGAACUGCAGUUCGAAAGUGAGUUGCAGCAAUCCAUUAUCGUCAAGGUUUCGUGAGUGUGCCAAAAGUGUGUUGUGUCGCAGCCCGGGACGGGAAGGAAUAAUAGUUAUUCGUGUUUGGAGCUUUUGGUGCAUAGAUUCUCGGCAGGAAGAAAAGUGCCAAUAUGUUUUAGCAGCAGCCCCAAAGCGAAAAGUAGGUAGUCCGGGGGAAGAACAGAGGAGUGUUUCAGAUUUUUUUCCCAGCGUGAAAGUCUCUCAACAUUGUGGAACAGUGGCCUUUCGUGAUGGUAUACGUGUGGUGAAUAACGAUUCUACUCUGCAUUGGUGUGGUGAAGAGAUUGAUGAUAUUCCAAGGAAAACAGAAUCCGAUUUCGACCAAGUUCUAUCGAAAUAAAUAUUAGCUUCAAAGCUGGAAGUUUUAAUCAACAAGCCGAAGGCAACAACUGUGAUGUGUGGUGUGUAACAAAAAUUAUUGUACAACGCCUAACGAGCUUGUGAUGUGUGGUGAUUUUUUAUAGAAACGUCAAACAACUCGAAACGACCUACUCCUCCCUUCCUCCGCUGGGGCUGUUUUGUUACCUUGCGUGAAAAGAUUUGGCUGUGGUUGUGUUGUCGUCGUCGUCGCCAAUUGAUACUACACACAUGAGUGUGCUUCAACUGGGUCUGCUGAAGAAGAAUAUCAUUAAAAUGAAUGAAAUUAUAAUUGUACAAAAGUGAAAGAUCCCAGAGCACCGCCGCAGAAGGAAAAUAAAGGAAAAAUUGUAUUAGUUGUGUGUUGCGCACCUAUGAUUGCUGUGAGGUGUGGUGAUGUGAUGAGCGAGCAGUAGCUGGAGAAAAUACGCAAUGAUCCAAUCCACGAAACAUAUCAACAUUGGGGAAGAUUGAAUUUUUUCGGUGUUUGGAUUACCUCCCGAGAGAGAUAGAUAGAGAGCGAAAUAGCCUUUCGUGCAAAGUGCAGUGGUUCGUGUUUUUCGUUUGUGAAAGAUUCAAACAAUCCUGGGAACAUCGGGGUCUUUUUUGCACUAUCAAGAGACACCACUUACAGCUAGAGAGAAAUCGUUGAAGGUGCAGGUUUGCAGGACUGGCAGCUGAAUAGCAAAACCAAAUCAACAUGAGAACGAGUCCUCCACUCGUUCUGCCAUUCUGGACCGUUGUCGUCGAUGUCGUCGCGAGCCUAAGUCGAAGAUAGUGUUUUGACGACUUGUGACCACAGUAGUGUCGGUGAUAAAAUGGCCAGCCACAACAAUAGGAUUCUAGCCGAUAGGACAAUAGCACGGUCGUUGGGGAGCGAACAAGAAGUGAUGCUGAUCGGUUUCAAGCUGAGCCACUGUCGUACGGAGGUUUGACGUGCUCUCGCCGGAAGCUGUGCAACGAAGAGGAUUAUCCGCUGUGUUCGAUUGAUGAUCCUUCUUCUUCUCACUUGACUUGGUCCAUUUCCUACCGAGGAGUGAAAGUGCUUUUUGUGUUGUCGUCGAGUAGUCGGUGAGAAAAUUUGACGCGUUUCAACGUGGAAGAUUAGUGUGUGCGAAAAUUGUCGUCAAUUUGUCCUCGGAGUGAAACAGUGAGAUUCAGUGUUUGAUUUAUGAUCCGCAUGUGGUGCAGGUAGUGAAAAUGAAUUCCGUGUUUUCCGCAUUUAAAUCUUCCGGCAAGCACGAUGGCAAACAGAAGCUGUCGGGCGGGAAGAAAAUUGCCCAAGAUCCGCCCAGUAGCUACGAGAAGCUACGGCACAUUCGGGAAAUCAGCUGCAAUAAGAUGAACAACCUGGUGGUGCUCGGGGACCAUCAGGUUGAAACGAAUGGUGGCGGCUCGUCACCUUCCUGUGCCACUACGCCAGUCCAGAGUCCUUCGAGCGAGAAGAAUGUAGAACUGGAGUUGGCAUCCACCGACAAGGACCAGGUCAUUGGUGAGGACCAGGUGGAUCGGGCCAUCCCGAUAGUUGAACCCAGUUUAGCAGAAUCACUGCAACUACCUUCUGCUGAAGCAGUAACAAAACCAACGGCAACCACUAAGUCUGACACAUCGAGUGAUAGUUUAGGCGAUAGUAUAGUAGUGAACAAACCUCCUUCGGGGGCAGCAGCUGUGGCGGCAGCCGCGGCUGCCGCUGCAACCACAACGAUCAAUGGCGGCGGUGUCUUUGCCGUUCCCGCCAUUCCAGCAUCGUCGUCAACCAUUCCGACCAAUAGUAACAACAACAACAACAGUAGUAACAGUAGCAGCAGCCAAUGGAGCGUUGCCAGUGCCAGUAGUCGUUUCCACAAACCUAGACUUAGCCUGAGCAGUAGUCUUGGGUUAAAUGGUAGCAGUAGCAGUAACAGUAGCAGCAGCAUCAGCUGCAACAGCAACAGCAGCAGUAGUAGCAGUGCAAUGCCUUCGGUGCAUGGGCGCACCGGCGGUGGUUGUGGCGGUGCCGGCACCGGACAAACCGGGGCGCCCCAGAAGACCAGACUGUCGACGCACCAAAGAAAUCUUAGCUUAGACUUUAGAUCAAUGGGAAUCCUAUUACCUCCAGUGUCACAGGUGACCAAUACUCGAAUAAACAUGACCCAGCACCACAGGAAUCGAAGCUUGGAUAGUGCCCUCCAACGGAUACCAGAGGUGGAGGUAUCGUCGCCAAGUGCCGAAUCGGAGAAUACCUUGUGUACGAAUUCCAUCCUCGGAACGACGAUGUGCACAAAAAUCAUCCAAUCCUCUUCGACGAACCCGACCAAUACACCGGCCAUUACACGGGGGAUCGGUUGUAGUAGUAAUAGUAAAAGUAGCAGCAACAACAAUGGGAACGGGAUCGGUUCCGAUGAUGCCUGUGCCGGGGAUGGGACCAGCAGUAGUCGAAGCAGUAGUACUAGCAGUGGGGCCGGAUUGGACGGAAGCGGAGCUGGAUCUGCGCUUGUGCCAGGGUCGAGGACAGGAAAGGUGGACAAUGACUCCCACGGUGGAAAGGAGAACGAUAGUAAAAAGAGGGAAGAUCUGACCAGCCUAGGAUCGGACGAUUCCGGCAUCAUUUGCGGAUCGGAACCGGACCACACCUCGUUGACGCGGAUCCGGCGUUCCCGGGAAAGUCUCGAUUCGGGCGAAAUUGAUCCCUCCGAGGAGGAAUGUAUCGAAAUCCUGGAAACCACCUCGAUGGACGAGGAGUACCGGAUGCUCCAAUCGGAUCUGUGCUUCUACCCGUUGACGCUGUCGUCCGGCGGGGGCGAUGGCCAGAGCACUAGCAGCAGUACGAUCGGAGGAAACACCCGAGAUAGUCGGAGUGCGAAAUCGGUCGACAGUAGUGGAUCGUCGUCUUCCACGGACCAUACGAACGUUAGCGAAAAGAUUCGCUAUCGGGAGCAAAACAUCAACCGGGUUGCCAUCAUGCUGGAGACGAUUUGCGUUCCGAUUGACUAUGAGGAUGGACCAGCAUCACCGACGCCGAUGGCGGAAAAUGAUUCGACGGUGGAACCGGCAACCGGGGAAGACGAAGUGGACGCAGUCACUCCAAUUGUGUGUGAAAGCAAAUCCAUCAUCGUUGGAGCAGAUGGAGAAGCAACGACGCCAGUGGUGGAAUCGAAGGAAACAGUUCCAGCAAAUCCUGUGCCAAGUACUACUAGCCAAAAGAGUGACCAAAAGAACGAGAUCAUCUUCCGAAAUUUUUUCGGCGCUACAAAGAAUGCCAUUUUUAGAACAGCCCAGAGCAUCAUCGAUAAUCACGAGAAGAAGAGUGCGAAGAACAAAGAAAAGGAUGAAGAAAAAGUGAAAUCCCCCACGGAGAUUUCCAAAAAGCGAGAAUUCGGAGUUCUACGAUCGAGAAUGAGGAAAUCGGAUAGUAAUAGCAAUGCUGCAGCGAACAGUAGUAGCACUGCCGCGAGCAGUUCCAACAAUACAUUGAGUCCAGAACCGCAACUUUCCCCGGAAGCGGAGGUCAAGAGUCUUUCAAAAUCAUCGUCCACUAGUUCGUUAAAAGUGCCGGGAGUUGCGGUCGCUACCUGUAUAAACCCAAAGGAAAUCAUCGAGCCCCAAAUCAAAGCCGAACGUGGCCAAAGCGGCCUGUUGAGGUUCUUUGAGUCACCGGUCUUCAAUAUCCACUUUGCCGUCCACUACCUGUUCUAUUCGAAAGAACCGGGCGUCCUCAGUUUUAUCGGUAACAAAAUUUUCAGUUUCCCCGAUAUCGAAGUCGACCUCUACAUCCCGCAGCUGAUUGUAAUGUACAUGCAAAUCGAAGAGCUUUCGGAAGUCCUCGAUCCGUACCUGGUCUAUCGGUGUCGAAGGUCCGUAGACUUCUCGCUGAAAUGCGUUUGGCUACUGGAAGCCUACAACUUCAACAUGGGCAUGCUGAGCAAUAACGGAAACUCGAUCCGGAAACAUUUGACCCUGUUGAAGGAACUCUAUCCCAAACGGGAGCGGAAACAACACCUCAGAGCAGUGGAACCCGUUCCCGCAGUCGACACAACCAAAAAGACCCACCAUCGAUCGCAAUCGGACGCUACCGGUCUAAUGGGGUCGCUUUCCAUGAACCCCAAACUCUACCCAUCUCUCGCCAAGCCGCUAUGCCUCGGAGAUCUCAGUAGUGGACGAGCUUUCGACAAUGGCUGCGUGUGCUUCGAAUCCGUUCGAGGCACGGUCAACGAUCUCCUCGGUCAGCAAACCAUCUGUUCCUGUGGUGCUCCCAAGCUGACUCCGGAAAGGGAAUUCAUGAAAUCUCUCAUCGACAUCGGCCGAAUGCUAACCUCUCUGCAAACAAAAAUCGAGAAAACUUCCCGCCUGCGGAUACUGCUGAACUUGAUCAACAAAAAUCUUCCAGCUCGAGUAUGGCUUCCACUGCACUCCGAAACACCGCAUCACAUCGUACGGAUAACGGAGGAGAAAACCGCCGUGCUGAACUCCAAGGACAAGACCCCCUACAUCAUCUACGUAGAAGUCAUCGAAGUGAAUGACAUCUACACCUCGCCAGUUAUUCCGAAAAUGAUGCCCACCCUAAGGCACACCAAGAGCGAGGAACGGCUGGACAGCGGAGCCCAACCGAACGCCUCGUCCGAAUCAAACAUUCCUGCUGCGACUGCUUCGACUACCAGUGGUCAAAUACUACCGAAGCUACGGGUGUCGAAGAUGUCGGAAUGCUCGGCCGGGGACCUGUCGUCACCGAGCGUCGUCACCGGAUAUCCAUAUCCGUCGUCGUCCGGACUGGGCAUGUACGACUUUGGGUUCACCGAGGACGACGUGUGGUCCCAGGAGGACGACGAGAUCACGGCACAGUAUUUGAAUCUGCACAAGAGCCUCUCGGAGCGGGACACCAUUUCGCAGUUUUCCAUGGAUUCGUACGAUUCGCGGGAGCAAUCAACUCCGGCUAUGUUCAACAUCGGGGAGGUUAGAAACCGUCACUGUGCCAAUCUGAGCUCGGAGAGUACGAGGCCAUUUAGUAACGAUCCGGAGGAUCCGUCGGCUGCCGUUUUGAAGGAGCCUUGGCACGAGAAGGAAAGGCAAAUCAAGGAGAGUUCUCCCUACGGUCACCUGCAGAACUGGAGGUUACUUUCGGCGAUCGUCAAGUGCGGUGACGACCUGCGGCAGGAGCUGAUGGCUACGCAGCUGUUGGAGAUGUUCCAACUCGUUUGGAAGGAGGAAAACGUAGACCUCUGGGUGCGACCGUACAAGAUCGUCUGUCUGUCGAACGAUUCCGGCCUGAUCGAACCGAUCCUGAACACCGUGUCGCUGCACCAGAUCAAGAAAAAUUCCAACAAGAGUCUCAGCGACUACUUCGCCGACGAGUACGGUGGCGGUGAGGACUCGGAGUGCUUCCGAACGGCCCAGCGCAACUUUAUGCAGUCCUGUGCGGCGUACUGCUUGAUUUCCUACCUGCUGCAGGUUAAGGAUCGUCACAACGGCAACAUCCUUCUCCAUUCCGAUGGCCAUCUGAUUCACAUCGACUUUGGGUUCAUCCUCAGCAUAUCUCCCAAAAAUUUAGGUUUUGAGCAAUCCCCUUUUAAGCUGACACCGGAGUUUGUCGACGUGAUGGGCGGUCCUGCGUCGGAGUUGUGGCUGGAGUUCAAACAUCUGUUGCUGGAAGGACUUAAAGCCGCCCGGAAGCAUAUGGAUCGGGUCAUCAACAUUGUGGAGAUUAUGAGAAGCAGCUCCCAACUACCGUGCUUCAAGAAUGGCUGCUCCGGAACGGUCCGGAAUCUGCGCAAUCGGUUCCACAUCAACCUGACCGAGCAGGAGCUGGAGCGCAAGGUCGAACAGCUGGUGCAGGAUUCGCUCAAUUCCUACACGACCAAACUGUACGACAGCUACCAGUACUUCACCAAUGGCAUUUUGUGAGAGCGAUUUUUCAUGAAGAUCUAAGCAAGAGAGCGAUUGCAUGUUUCUCUCUGCGACAAGGUUCAGGACAGGUAAGAGAAAUACAAAAUUUAAAAGUAAACAAACUCAUUGAUGGCCAUGGUUGAAGAGACAAUUAUAAAGAAAAAGUACAAAAAAAGUUUCUAUUGAUGUUUCCCUUGUUUUUGUUUGUAAAGAAAAAAUAUACACAUUUGAAGCUAAGCCAGCUAUAAUAUCUGAUGUAUGGAGGCAUGUUUAUUUUCCAUUGGUUCUGAUUUGUCUGCGAAAAUGCGUUGGAGAGUGCUGCAGCCGUGAAGAAAGCUGCUUGAUGUGUAAAUGUUGUGUAAAUAUAGUCAAAGGAAAGUCCUUAGUGUAGUUUAAAAAGAGAUGAUGUAAAAAACGAAAUAACGGGUUUUUCUGUGAAAAACCUUUUUUCUCUCAUAUUUUUUAAACCAUCGUGUAAGAAUGCGUUUUGUAUAAACAAGAAGCUGCGGGUUAUGGGGCUGCAAACCGUAAAUUGAAAACGAAUAAGAAUGAGAACAAUGCAAAUAAAUCGACUUGUAAUUCACACAUUUAAAUUUUAAAUAUAAAAUCUUUAUUCCGUAUAUAGUUGUCGCAGGCAGUCGUAUGUUUUUGUGCAUUACUACUCUAGGUGGAUACACAAGUGAAAGAGAACGUCUAUUCCGCUAAGCCGCGCUACGAUAGAUAAACAAAAAUGCAUAUUUGUACUAUUUUAUGCUAGUAAAGGCUAGGGUUUAAAAAAAAAAACAGUCGCUUGGAUAGUUUUUAAACAAAUCACAUCAUUCAAGUAUAGGGAGGGAAGAAUUUCGAGGGAAUGUCAUCCAAUUUAUACUCAUACCGGCUAGCGAAUGUGCGAUUUAUUCAUUUAUAUUAUCGAAUCUUAUCUUGUUCUAAUUAAGUCCCACAUGGGAGGAACUGCAUGAAAUGAAUUCACACCUCUCAGAUAAUUACUAAUGUACACAAUGAGAAGGAGUGAAAGAGAGAGAGAGAAAAAGCAAAAGCUUGUUAAGUUGACUGUUCCGAUUUUCCUUAAUAAGAUGGCCGCCACAUCUCAGUAGCCGUCAAUGUGCUAAUUUUGAAAUAUUUGACUGUUAUCCGACGCAACAGAAACAAACCAAACACUCUUGUCUGUUUUUCCUUUUUAUUCCUGUUAGCUGCAAUUUAAUGUUUGCUUCGAGUGUAAAUAUAUCAACUUCAUCGAUUGGAAUUUACUUUCGGAACCCUCGAAGAGUUCGUUUUACCUUUAUUCCCAAACGUAUAAAUAUAAUAUAGUUGAAUACAAUCACAUUUCUAUCGAAAAUAUACACUUUAGUCUACCGCAUAACACUAAAUCUUACACACGCUUUAUAUUCGACUAUUAGAAACUUUCAUUUUGCUCUGAUAGUUGAGAAGAGAAAACAUUAUAGAUGAAACAAGCAAGAAAUCUUACCUAUUACUAUUACAAACAAAGGAAACAGAAAAGCGUGCAUUUUAAUGCAAACCCCCCGAAAGGAACAAUAUACUCAAGAAAGAAACGAAGAAGUCAAGCAAAGCAAGCAACAAAUGCGGAACAACAUAAUACUCUUUGUCGUAUUAGAAGGAAAUUAAUUCCGGUAAAAUUCCGAAUUCCAUGCGUGACUUAUGAAACCAAUAUUUCAGCAACAACAACAACAAACAAACAAAAAACAGCCAAACUGCACUUUUCGAGCUCUUGCGCGAGCUUAUACGAGUCCGUUUUCCACACAAGUCUACUAUUAACUUAAAAUUACCUACAAAACUUUUCUUUUCCGAAACGAAAAAAUCAAAAUCUUCAAGUUACACAAAGCAAAACGACUAAACGAAUCACCCGUCAACUGAGAGAAGAAGGAGAAUAAAAGAGAUCGCGCGCCCCCGGGUGAGUCGACACGGACGCAAGAGUCUUUAAAAUCGUAGAUAGCUUUUUCAUAUAUUAUAUUAAAUUAAACUACCGAGAAAAAAAAAACCUAAACAGAAGAAAGGUAAGAACAUGGCAGGCAUACGAACUCCGAUGAAAAUAAUAGAGGUUAUACGGUGAAAUAUAAGAGGAAAAAAAUAUUAAAAAUCAUGGAAACACAACAAAAGUCCUAUAUUUAUUAAUCGUAAAGAGGAAGGAUGAAGAAUAAAAAUGCAUAAUUUGGAACAGAAGCCGCAAAACUGGCGCGACGGGAGGAAACUGUUUUGCGCUAAUAUUAAGAUUAUUGAUUAGUUCCAGUAAUUGAUAAUGAUUAAUACUACAGCAAAUAUGGAAACUAAGGUAAAUAAAUAAUAAUACGUAA
This is a messenger RNA of Ochlerotatus camptorhynchus, 9055 nucleotides long. It is a transcript of the gene fwd, whose product is annotated as phosphatidylinositol 4-kinase beta fwd. Gene Ontology annotation, cellular component: cytoplasm; membrane. Gene Ontology annotation, biological process: phosphatidylinositol-mediated signaling; phosphatidylinositol phosphate biosynthetic process. The coding region runs from base 2088 to 6764 and encodes 1558 amino acids. Gene Ontology annotation, molecular function: 1-phosphatidylinositol 4-kinase activity. Lineage: Eukaryota; Metazoa; Arthropoda; Insecta; Diptera; Culicidae. The transcript is spliced from 12 exons. The record is from RefSeq and is a predicted model, not a curated record.